CUACGCAGUAGCCGAGGGGGAGGGACCUACUUCGGAGUACAAUUGUACAACAACUCCCCGUCUACGAAUAGCUCAAUUGGCAUAUUUCAAUUGAGUAAUAUACACAAUGGCGCUGAAUGAAAUAAAGGGUCGGCUGGCGUUGAUCACAGGUGCAUCUGGAGGGCAAGCCACUUUUCCAUGUUUUUUCUAGAGCUCAGAUCUGACUUUUACAGAAUCGGAGCAGCAUGUGCACACCAACUCGCUCAGAAGAGUGUUCAUUUGGCCCUGACUUACUCCAGUAACAAGACAGCAAUGGACAGUCUAGUCGAGGAACUCAAAACCAAAUACCCCACGGUCGACGAUAAGCCCCUUCGUAUCUCGGCCCAUCAGGUGGAUGUGGCCUCCGCAGAACAAAUCCAGACAAUGUUCGAGCAGAUCGACCAACAACAUGGCCAGCGACCGGAUAUCCUCGUCUCCAAUGCCGGAUAUGGUAAGCGCGUGCCGCAGGUCUGGGACAUUACACUCGAAGAAUUCGAUCAUACGAUCAACGUCAAUCUCCGCGCCUCGUUUAUCCUUGUGAAGGGCGUUGUCGAACACAUGAGGGACCAACGAUGGGGCCGGAUUGUGCUCAUGUCUUCGAUAGCUGGAUACGGUGGAGGGAUUAAUGGAUGCCAUUACGCCUCUUCCAAAGCCGGCAUGACCGGUAUGAUGAAGAACCUGUCGACUCGUCUCGCAGAACACAACAUCAGCGUCAACGAUGUGGCACCAGCAAUUAUCGGAGAUACUGGAAUGAUACCCAACGCCCAGUCUGUUCCUGAGAUCGCAGCGAGUAUACCACUUGGUCGAGUGGGGACGCCUGAUGAGGUCGCUAAUGUGGUGACUAUGCUUGUUAUGACUGGAUAUAUGACUGGGCAGAGUCUCCUGCUGGCGGGAGGGUUGAAGUAGUAUGUGAGGUUUAUAGAUGGCGUUUUCCCCAAGGAUAUUAUAUAUAACUGUCUAGUUCUUUUGGGCAUACAUUCGUCUACCUAUACGCUCCAGAUACCCUC
This is a messenger RNA of Aspergillus ruber CBS 135680, 1025 nucleotides long. Its product is annotated as SDR family NAD(P)-dependent oxidoreductase. The transcript has 2 exons. The record is from RefSeq and is a predicted model, not a curated record. NCBI's taxonomy places the organism in Eukaryota, Fungi, Ascomycota, Eurotiomycetes, Eurotiales, Aspergillaceae. The coding region runs from base 178 to 924 and encodes 248 amino acids. Gene Ontology annotation, molecular function: oxidoreductase activity, acting on the CH-OH group of donors, NAD or NADP as acceptor.